This is a messenger RNA of Sinocyclocheilus rhinocerous, 1021 nucleotides long. RefSeq lists its product as uncharacterized. Lineage: Eukaryota; Metazoa; Chordata; Actinopteri; Cypriniformes; Cyprinidae. The annotation marks the transcript as partial. The transcript is spliced from 2 exons. The record is from RefSeq and is a predicted model, not a curated record.
AGUGGUUUCCAUGGUAGUUUCUACAGAAGUCGUGCCAAGGGUAGUAAUUUCUGCAGAAGUUGUGCCAAAGGUAGUAGUUUCUGCAGAAGUGGUACCAAAGAUAGUGGUUUCGGCAGAAGUGGUGCCAAGGGUAGCAGUUUCUGCAGAAGUUGUGCCCAGAGUAGUUAUUUCUACAGAAGUGGUGCCAAGGGUAGUCGUUUCUACAGAAGUAAUGUCAAGGGCAGUAGUUUCUGCAGAGGUUGUGCCCAGGGAAGUAGUUUCUGCAAAAGUGGUUUCAAGGGUACUAGAUUCUGCAGAAGUGGGUCCUGCAGAAGUGGUUUCCAGGGUAGUAGUUUCUACAGAAAAGGUUCCAAGGGUACUAGUUUCUGCAGAAGUGGUGCCCAGAGUGGUAGAUUCUACAGAAGUGAUUCCAAGGGUAGUAGUUUCUGCAGAAUUUGUGCCCAGGGUAGCAGUUUCUACAGAAGUGAUUCCAAGGGUACUAGUUUCUGCAGAAGUUGUGCCCAGGGUAGCAGUUUCUACAGUAGUGGUUCCAAGGGUACUAGUUUCUGCAGAAAUUGUGCCCAGGGUAGUAGCUUCUACAGAUGUAGUGCCAAGGGUAGAAGUUUCUGCAGAAGUGGUGAGCAGGGUUGUUUCUGCAGAAGUGGGUCCUGCAGAAGUGGUUUCCAUGGUAGUUUCUACAGAAGUGGUGCCCAGGGUUGUAGAUUCUACAGUAGUAAUACCAAGCGUAGUAGUUUCUGCAGAAAUUGUGCCCAGGGUAGUAGCUUCUACAGAUGUAGUGCCAAGGGUAGAAGUUUCUGCAGAAGUGGUGAGCAGGGUUGUUUCUGCAGAAGUGGGUCCUGCAAAAGUGGUUUCCAGCAUAGUAAUUUCUGCAGAAGUGGUGCCAAGGGUACUAGUUUCUGCAGAAAUGGGUCCUGCAGAAGUGGUUUCCAGGGUAGUAAUUUCUGCAGAAGUGGUGCCAAGGGUUUUAGUUUCUACAGAAGUGGUGCCCAGAGUGGUAGAUUCUACAGUAGUAAUGCCAAGG